Salpingoeca rosetta is the source of this 626-nucleotide messenger RNA. Its product is annotated as 40S ribosomal protein S11. Bases 39 to 509 code for a protein of 156 amino acids. The transcript has 5 exons. Gene Ontology annotation, cellular component: ribosome; cytosolic small ribosomal subunit. Lineage: Eukaryota; Choanoflagellata; Craspedida; Salpingoecidae. Gene Ontology annotation, biological process: translation. Gene Ontology annotation, molecular function: structural constituent of ribosome. The record is from RefSeq and is a predicted model, not a curated record.
GUGUUUGCCUUGCACCUUCAGCCCACGCGACCACCAAGAUGGAAGUCCAACACGAGCGUGCCUACCAGAAGCAGCGUCUCAUCUUUGAGAACAAGAAGCGCAUCGGUGCUGCCAAGGUCAAGUCUUCUGAGCUCCGCUUCGUCAAGAACGUCGGUCUCGGUUUCAAGACCCCCCGUGAGGCCCGCGAGCUCGAGUACAUUGACCGCAAGUGCCCCUUCACCGGCGAUGUCAGCAUCCGCGGUCGUGUCCUGAACGGUGUUGUCAAGACCCUGAAGAUGCAGAGGACUUGCGUCGUCCGCAGGGACUACCUCCACUUCAUCCCCAAGUACCGCCGUUUCGAGAAGCGCCACAAGAACCUGUCUGUUCACGUGUCCCCCGCUUUCCGUGAUAUCGCCGUCGGCGAUGCCGUCACAAUUGGCCAGUGCCGUCCUCUCUCUAAGACCGUGCGCUUCAACGUGCUCCGCGUGCACAAGGCCAAGGGUGCCAAGAAGCAGUUCUCCAAGUUCUGAGCUUCUAACUGAAUAAACCCCCCUUUGUCGCGCAGCUGUUUGUUGAUGAUGAUGGUCCCUGUUGGUGUUGCCGCUGUUCCCGCCAAUAUCACACAACAAUGAACCGUUGAUGUGGAA